Messenger RNA from Heteronotia binoei (common prickly gecko), 2486 nucleotides. It is a transcript of the gene FAM117B, whose product is annotated as family with sequence similarity 117 member B. Lineage: Eukaryota; Metazoa; Chordata; Lepidosauria; Squamata; Gekkonidae. The coding region runs from base 1 to 1854 and encodes 617 amino acids. The record is from RefSeq and is a predicted model, not a curated record. The transcript is spliced from 8 exons.
AUGGCGUCCCAACCGCCGCCGCCGCCGCGCGUGAGGCGCAACGGCUCCCCAACGGCCGCAAGCGCCGCCGCCUCCCUGGGGGGAGGGGGAGCCGCGGCGGCUGUGGCGACGCCGACGCCCGGCGGGGCGGCCGGGACGACGGCGGGGGGAGUGGGCAACAGCAGCAGCCGCCUCCAGCCUAUGCGGGCCACGGUGCCUUUCCAGCUCAAGCAGCACGGCAGCCCCACCAGGAACGGAGGCGGCGUCCCGCGGGCCCCGCAGCCGCCGCCUCCCUCGCGCACCGCCAGCCCGACGCGCCCGGGGAACGGCAGCGGCCCCGCCGUAGCCACGCAGACGCCCGCGGGGGUGGCCGCCACCAGCGCCGCCUCCUCAGCCGCCGCCUCCUCCUCCUCCUCCUCAGCGGCGCGCGGCAGCCCCACGGGCGCGGGAGGGUCGCGCGGGAGCCCGCCUCGCGCCCACCACCACCAACUGCCGCCGCCCCCCGCCUCCUCCUCCUCCCUGGCGGCGGCCUCGAGCCCCUCGCCCUGCUCCUCGCCGGUCUCGCCGCCCCUGCCCGAGAGCAGCGCCUGCGCCGCCGCCUCCUCGGGGGGAAGGAUCCGGCAUCGCCAGCGCCGCCGCUCCCCGGAGCAGCAGAACAGCAGGGCCUCCCCGGAGAGGAAGAGCCCCGGCUCCCCCGGCUGCAAAGUUGAUAAACAACGGCCACCGUCGUCAAGCCCUUCCAGUGUUUCUCGCCGCACGCCUUCUCUAGACAUCCUAGCUGCUCCGUACCUUGCUGGACAAUGGCCUCGUGAGAAUCAUGGACAGGCAGCACCUUGCAUGAGAGACAAGUCGACACAGACUGAGAGUGCUUGGGCCGAAGAGUAUUUGGAAAAGAAGAAAGGCUCUCAUAAGCGUUCAGCAUCCUGGGGCAGCACAGACCAACUCAAGGAGAUUGCCAAGCUACGACAACAGCUGCAGAGGAGCAAACACAGCAGCAGGCACCAUCGCGAGAAGGAGCGGCAGUCUCCAUUCCAUGGCAAUCAUGCAGCCAUUAACCAAUGCCAGGCUCCUGUCCCAAAGAGUGUGCUCGUCCCCGUGAUGCCAAUCGCCAAGUCAACAGGCUCGCGUUUCCGCAACAGCAUAGAGGGACUGAAUCAGGAGAUUGAAAUAAUCAUAAAGGAGACGGGAGAGAAGGAGGAACAAUUAAUUCCUCAGGAUAUUCCAGAUGGGCAUCGAGCUCCGCCUCCCCUGGUGCAGCGCAGCAGCAGCACUCGCAGCAUCGAUACGCAGACUCCCGGCGGAGCAGAGAAGGGCAGCAACAACAGCAGCCGGUCCCAGUCCGUGUCCCCCAGUUCUUUUCUUGCCAUCUCCAAUGAGGGCAGCGAGGAGAGCCCAUGCUCUGCUGAUGACCUGCUGGGGGAUUCCAGGGAUAAAGAGAACGGAAACAACUCUCCGCUCCCUAAAUACGCCACCUCACCAAAACCCAACAACAGCUACAUGUUCAAACGCGAACCUCCUGAAGGCUGUGAGAAGGUGAAAGUGUUUGAGGAAAGCUUGCCAAAACCCUUACAUGAAAUCCCGCCUUUUUACUGUCCUGACAAGAACAAAGUAAACUUCAUUCCCAAAAGCGGCUCUGCUUUCUGCCUUGUCAGCAUCCUCAAGCCCCUUCUCCCCACCCAAGAUCUUACCCUCAAGGGUGCUAGUCACAAUCUGACCGUCACGUCUGGGAUGACCCCCGCUUUGCUGCAGCCAAUUGCCAUGGCAUCCCUGUCUGCAGGCGCCGACCAGGAUCGGCUCUCUCGCGGCUCAAGUAAAGUCAUACCACAGAUGUCUGUGUUCCAGCCAUCAGGACAUAGUGAAGAAGCCGAAGGAUAACCUCCAUGAUGUUACCUUCUGGGGGCAGCCUUUUUUUGAAGUUAAUUGUGAUUUAAGCCUUCCUAAUCGCAUCUGUUUUGCGUCAUAAUUGCUGGCAAUUCCAUAAACUGCUAAACGGGUCAUGCUAGUAUCUUGAUCUCCAUGACUGAUCGCCUGGGCAUGAGAUCUAGAAAAGAGAGAUGGCCACAUUUGUCUUGCGAAGGCUCAAGAUCAGUCUGUGGUCUGCACUUUUCAAAAGCUUUGAUACUAUAAGGAAUGAAGACAUCCAUAAUUCUAUACGAUUGGAAGGACCAAUUUUUCUGAUGCAUAGGGUCCCAAUUUGAACGCUUCCUUUUUUCCUUUAAAAAAUCAAGAAAUCUGACAUACCAGCUAUUCCCAGCAAAAUAUCUGCAAAGGGAAAACAAGCAAAUGAAUGCUGUAAGAUCAUUGGUUUGUACAAAAAUACUUUAUUUUCCAAUCUCGUGUUUUCUGAUGCGCACAGAGAACAGGCCAUCCUGUAACUUUGGGCCACAUCAUUCCCACCGUUGGGACCAAAGGAUUGAGACUUUUCCGCAGUCUUGUCAUGUCACCAUGUUUUGAUUCCUGCUCCCAAAUAAGCCUAAUAUUCUUCAGACUAAAAAAAAGGAAAGCAA